AUGAGAGAACAAGAACGUCGUGAGAGAGAAUCACAAAAUGAAACGGAAGCAGAUGCAGAACGACGACGAAUAUUGAAGGGAAAGGGAAAAGUUGUUUGCGAAGAGAAUCCUCAACUGAAACGGAUGCGAUCAAGUGGAAUACAAAUUAGAGAAAGGGAGGCUAUGCGCUCAAGUGGUAUACAAAUUAGAGAAAGGGAAGAUACACCAUAUGCACAUGAAGAUGCAGAGUCUGGCGAAGAGACGGUUAUAUUACAUAGGAGAGUUGGUGUCACAUCAACCGAUCAAAACAUUGAAAUGUCGUCUGUUGGAGAAGAUGAUGUUGUGUCAGAUGAUUACGAAAAUGAUGAAGUAGAUUACGACAGUGAUGAAUUAUGUGAUACAACUACAAUUGAGAACCGGGGAGCUGCUCUUACUACUGAUGAAAAGUUCUCCUACCGUUACUACGUGAAACCACCUAUAGCAUUCAGAGAAUUGUUUGACGGAACCAACGCCGAAUCAGUAUCGUUUCGGACAUAUAUUCGAGAGCAUAAUGCGGAAAAUGCAUUUACUAGCCUUGGAUGCAAACUAGAUACAAGAGAUUUGAAAGGGAGAGGUCCGAGACCUUUCUCAAUACAUGGGGAGUUGAGACAUUUAACCGGCAGUGUUUUACCAGCUCCUGGGACUGAGAGGAGGGCGGUUUACUCCCAACUAUACAUCUAUGAUCCAUCUUUUGCAUUGUUUGUCCGUGGAGAACGAAAUCCUGAGUUAAAUAUGAAUGUCCUACAGACAAUUCAGAAUACUAUGCUCCAAUUCAAUGUUUUUUAUACCAAGUAUCGUCAGGCUUAUGCAAUUUUAGACCAGAUGAGCCCGGUCGACCAGCAUAUCAGAGUUUCCCUUCAAUAUAACAAGUCAACCAAUAUUAGGCGUUAUAAUCUUCCAACAGCAGAUGAGAUUGCGGUUAUCGUUCCAGAAAUAACUUAUAAGGAGAAUGGGGUGCGAGAUAUUAUAUUGCAUUUGAGAGAAAACAACGGGUUGAAACAAAUUUCGGAGUGUCAUCCGGCGUACUUGCCUUUACAUUAUGUUUUACUUUUUCCUUUUGGUGAGAUGGGAUGGUCACCGACAAUGAGGCAAUGGGAUGCAGUCACCCAAACAUAUACGAAAACCAAAUUAUCUCAAAUGGAGUAUUACAGUUACCGCAUAUUUGAACGCACCGAAGAAUAUUCCACCAUCUUAAGAGCCGGAAAACUAUUUCAAGAGUUCUUAGUUGAUGCAUGGGAAGCGACAGAGCAGAGUAAGUUGGCAUGGCUCAGAUUCAACCAACCAACUUUGCGUUCUGACCAGUACAGUUGCAUUGCUGAUAUGACAAAUGCCGAUUUGAAUCUAGGUGAUAGAGGUAAUCCUGUUAUUUUACCAUCUUCACACACUGGGAGCGGAAGGCAUAUGCACGAGAUAUAUCAGGAUUCGAUGACUAUUACACGUUUUCACCACCAUCCAGACAUUUUUCUUACAAUGACUGCAAACCCAAAUUGGCCAGAAAUAAGAAAUGCACUUAUUGGCAAUCAGAGUGUCACUGAUCGUCCUGAUUUGGUGGCUCGAGUUUUUGAGCUGAAAAGAAAAGCAUUGAUGAAAGAAAUAAAGGAAAAAAGAUUUGUUUCUGCUGAAUUUCCUGAUGAGAAAAAUGACCCAAUACUAUUUGACACCGCAAGCAAAUGUAUGGUUCAUGGUCCAUGUGGAGAACGAGAUCCAGGUGCAGCAUGUAUGUCAAAAGGAAAAUGUACGAAAGGAUAUCCAAAGAAGUACACCGACACAACAACUUUGGACGAGGGUGUCCCAGUUAUCGUCGUCGUCGGGAUGGAAUAG
Papaver somniferum (opium poppy) is the source of this 1839-nucleotide messenger RNA. RefSeq lists its product as uncharacterized. The record is from RefSeq and is a predicted model, not a curated record. The transcript has 6 exons. The coding region runs from base 1 to 1839 and encodes 612 amino acids. Lineage: Eukaryota; Viridiplantae; Streptophyta; Magnoliopsida; Ranunculales; Papaveraceae.